Messenger RNA from Zingiber officinale, 2577 nucleotides. Its product is annotated as zinc finger MYM-type protein 1-like. The coding region runs from base 1 to 2577 and encodes 858 amino acids. The transcript is spliced from 3 exons. NCBI's taxonomy places the organism in Eukaryota, Viridiplantae, Streptophyta, Magnoliopsida, Zingiberales, Zingiberaceae. Gene Ontology annotation, molecular function: protein dimerization activity. The record is from RefSeq and is a predicted model, not a curated record.
AUGGAAAAUCAUCAACCUGUUAUGAAAAAGGGAAAAACUUUAUUAUCUUUUUUUCAAAAACAAGACCAAUCUGAAGGUUCCUCAAUUCCUAAUGAUGUCCCCCCUUCAGUAGCCACAUCUUCUGAAUUCAUAGAGUCUUCACAUUCUAAUCCUGUCAUAGAACUAUCUGUUUCUAUUGAACGUGAUCCGGGGAAGAGGAAACAAAUAUGUGAAUAUCCAAUAAAUGAACGAGACCAAGUUCGACGAGCUUACCUAAAUGCUGGACCAUAUCAACCGAAACUUUUGACAUAUCAACGAACACAAUUUGGUAAGCAAACACGUAGAUUCCAAGAACAUUGGUAUAAUAAGUUUCGGUGGUUGGAAUACUCUUCUUCAACAGAUAAGGCAUAUUGCUUUUAUUGCUUUCUUUUUCUUACCGAUCCUACUCAACCAAAUCUUUCAUCAUUGGCCAUCGAUGGAUUUAACAGUUGGAAGAGGGUAUGUAAUGGAGAUAAGUGUGCAUUUCUCACUCAUGUUGGUACCUCUUCUUCAUCACAUCAUAAUGCAUCUUUGAGAAAGGCCGAAGGUUUAAUGAAACCAUCUCAGCAUAUUGACAAAGUAAUGCUUGCUGUAUCAAGUGAGGAGGUUCAGAAAAAUCGUCUGCGUCUUAAAACCACAAUUACAAGUGUGCGGUGGCUUGCACUUCAAGGUUGUUCUUUCAGGGGGCAUAACGAAUCAUCUAAGUCAUUGAAUCGAGGGAAUUUUCUUGAAUUGUUGGAUGCUUUUGGACGACUUAAUAAAGAAGUUGGAGAUGUAUUGAGUAGUGCUGCAAGAAAUAAUACAUACACUUCUCCAAAAGUACAAAAAGAGGUUUUGAAUAUUAUGGCCAAUAGAGUUCGACAAAGAAUUCGAAGUGAAAUUGGGGAUGCAAGCUUUUGUAUUCUUGUUGAUGAAGCACAAGAUGAAUCUAAACGUGAGCAAAUGGCUCUUAUCUUAAGGUUCGUGAAUAGCAAUGGGAUUCUAACAGAACGAUUUUUUGAAAUCAAAAGUGUUAGUGAUACUACCUCAUUGACACUCAAAAACACAGUUAGUGAUAUUCUUGUUCAUUACAACCUUCCAGCUCAGAACAUGAGAGGCCAAGGGUAUGAUGGGGCUAGUAAUAUGCGGGGUGCUUGGAAUGGACUACAGGCUUUAUUUCUCAAAGAUUGUCCAUAUGCAUAUUAUGUACAUUGUUUUGCGCACAGAUUACAAUUAACAUUGGUUUCAGCAGCUAAGGAUGUUCGAGAUAUUUGGGAUUUCUUCUCUCAUUUGGAUAAUGUUGUUAAUAUGAUGACGUCUUCUCCUAAGCGUCUUUGUGAGUUGCAAAUUACUCAAAGAAGAGAAAUAGAGCAUUUGCUAGAAAUUGGAGAACGUAAUCCAGGACGUGGGGCUAAUCAGAUUGGUAACUUGCAACGAGCAGGGGCAACUCGUUGGAGUUCUCAUUAUGACUCUGUAAAGAGUUUAAUAGAUAUGUAUGGUGCUACUUGUAAGGUGCUUGAGCAUCUAAGUGAGCAUAGUUCAAAUACAAGUUCUCAGGCUGAAGUUGGUGGUAUAUAUAAAAACAUAACAAGCUUCGAAUUUGUAUUUGUCUUGCAUUUCAUGCGUAGGAUUUUGGCCAUCACUGAUAUUUUGUGUCAGGCCCUCCAGAAGAAAACUCAAGAUAUUUUAACUGCAAUGAGAUUUGUCUACAGUACAAAAAUUGUCAUUCAAGCAUUGAGGGAAGAUGGCUGGGAAGAAUUUCUACAGGAAGUGACUUCAUUUUGCUCAAAACAUGAUGUUUACAUACCUGACUUCGACAGUUCAUAUAGGGUUGGUCGUUCCCGUGGGCGAGAGUAUCCUACAGUUGAGCAUCAUUAUCAUUUUGAUGUUUUCAAUAAAGCAAUAGAUUUUCUUCUGAUGGAGUUAAAUACAAGAUUUAAUGAGACAUCAGUAGAACUCCUUUCUCUUAGCGCAGCAUUGGACCCUAAAAAUUCAUUUGAAUCAUUCAACAUAGAUGACAUUUGCAAGCUUGCAGAGAAGUUUUACCCUCAGGAUUUUACAAAACAAGAUAUUUAUUCCUUGAGAAUUGAGUUGCAACAUUAUCAGAGUGAUGUGAUUUCUGAAUCUCGAUUUCAAGUAUCCACUCUUUCUAAUUUAUGUCAGGAGUUGGUUGCGAGUAGAAGGUCAGAGAAUUAUGUUAUGCUGACACGACUGAUUUAUCUUGUGUUGACACUACCCGUAUCUACUGCUACAGUUGAAAGAGCUUUUUCAGCCAUGAAACAUGUCAAAACUGCAAUUCGUAACAAGAUGGAGGAUGGUUUUCUUGCUGAUUGUAUGACCAUUUAUAUUGAGCGAGAAUUUGCAAUGAAUAUAGAUGUAGAGUCUAUUAUUGAUGAAUAUUACGCUUACGAUCAGCAUUUGAAUAUGAUUCUUGGAGAUGUGGAAGAGAUCAUAACUACUGUGGGAAUUGACAAUGAGACUUAUGAAGAAAUAGUUCAGACCACCAAGCGAAUUGUGCCGUUUCUUUUUGUUCAAGGUGAUAGAGUUAUUUUAGUUUCUCCACCUUUGAGGAUAGCAUGA